GUGGACGAUAAAUAUUGCUUAUCCGAAUCGAUCUGAAUUCUGACGAGCAGAGAAUCAAAGCGCUGCUCACGCUGCUCGCGAAUCACAAAUAUUCGCCUGACAUCCGCUGACGGAGAAAUAACAAUAAAUAAAUGAAUAUACGUAAGACAAAAGUGAGCAACAAGUGUUUCAAUUUGGACAAUUUUUCGUGAAUUUGAACCUGGAAAGUUGUAAAGUUAUUCGGUUUCGAUAAAGUGUAUGUGAGCAACUGAGAAUAUGGAUCGAAUUCUGGAGAGUGAAUCCGUCAAGGAGCUGAACGAACUUCUCCUGGGCAAUCCGAAUGUGAAACUCCGGGACCGAAUCCUCCUGUCGCCUUACACGAAAUUCCUCCUGCCUUCGCUGGUUAUAGCGUUUGUCCUCCCCGUCACCGUAUACGCAAUAAUGGUGAGCGGAUAUGUGGUGGAUUCUUCGUUCAGCCUAGCGACGUGCAAUAUAAGAACGGAGUAUUACGUUGAUUGUCUACCGGGAAAAUCGAGCCCGACGGAAUCGGAUUGCAUGGAAGUAUUGUGCUGCUGGAACGACACUCUGGGCUUCUGCUACCAUUACGUACCCGCACAACACGGCUACACUCCCUCCGGUGGUGUUUACUAUCAGGGAGUGACCUUGGUCCCCAGGGAAACCAACAGCCCACUGGGAAGCGCGAACGCUGAAGAAGUCUUCGUGGACAUAAGUGCAGUCGACAGCAAUCACGUCGAGAUAACCUUAUCAACAAGCUCGCAGAGUUCGAGCAACAGUAGAAGACGUAGGGGCGUCGAACCUCUCCUUCAUCGGUGGUCAGGAAGCGGGGACGAGGUCAAUGGCGAGGAGGACGAACUCUCGAGAAACCUGCUGAGCUUUUUACCCAGAGAUGGGAGGCGAAGAACCGUCGAGGUCCAAUUAGACGAAUCGUCAAAUCUUACUGCCUAUGUUCAUUACCCCGAGUUCUCCGUCACCGUUGCUAGGGGUGAUUUCACCCUUAACGAAACCAGCUCUAUUUUCUCCACUGCCUUGGGCCCCCUUAUUCUGACAGAAACUUACUGGGAGUGGACUCUUUACCUGAGCAAUGGCGCUCUUUAUGGCCUUGAUGACCUAGAACUGAAUGGGACCACUAAUUCGAUCUAUAAUAACGAAAAUGGAUCAAUUACUCCCGCCUUUCUAGCCAUCAACCCCACGGGGGAAGCCGCUGCCUAUUACGUUGAUUAUAAAGGACCCAUGGAAAUCCAGGUCUUGAACAAAACAAACCUGGUGAUCCUGCGCGGUCUGGCCCUCCCGGAGAGUUUGGGAGUCCACGUCUUCGCUGGGCCGACGCCGCUGGAGGCGGUGCAGCAGCUGACUUCAAGCAUGUCCUCGAAUUCGUCAUGGAGUAUGCCACCGUUGUACAACUACGGUCUCCACGUCUGUCCAACCGAGACGUUGAGCUCGGUUGUGGACGCUGUUUCGAACUUGAACGAGACCAUCGAGGUCCUGGCGUCGGCUGGAGCCCCUUGGGACUCUCACUGCAUUCACGAGCAGCUGGUAUCAACCAUGAACAGUCUCCUAGCCUCGAGCGACUUCGACGCCAUCAGCGAGGCAACAAGUCUUCUGGAAGCCGAAGGACGCAACUUCAAUCCACACUUGAGUCCGAUGGUCCUGGCUGACGAAGGGACGCUCCACUCAGCGCUGGAGGACGCAGCUCUGCUCUUGACGAACGGGACCACUAGUUACCUGGGUCAGUACCAGGACGCGAGUGUGGUGUACCCGGACUGGACGAGCGACGAAGUGGCGACCAUAACGGCCGCCUACUUGGUGGACUACUUGAACAACACCGGAUCACCGGGAACACUCUGGCUGCGGGACACCUGGCCAAAGGACGAGACGAACACGAGCUCAAGAACGGAAGCGGAAUUCACGUCCUUCGAUUACAUGCCGGAAGCGAUUGAAUAUUCCAUGAAUAAUUUCACCGUCCCAUUCGACCUUGAAACUGUUGACGGUUUUUCACACUACGCCACUCACAACGGCUACUCCGAAGGCUUUCGUACCUUCGUCAAGUCAUCGGUACCCACCAUAGAGUUUCUCGGACCCCCGGGCGAGGCUGCAAACACCUCUUGGUCUGGCCUCAGGAGGGCCGUUAGAUCCGCCAUUGGAGCCGGGUUAGGAGGGCAUUUGCCACCUCCCGUGUAUGUCUGUGGUACCGAACCCUUUAAUGCUACCCUUCACGAUCAGUUGUGCAUCAGGUGGUACCAGGCGGCCAUUGCUUGGCCCCACGUCCUUGUCGUUCCCGACAGAUUGCCAGGGGGCUCCUACCUCUCUGCCAGCGCUUCUCUGAACGUGGUCAAGGCACUUAGGAUUAGGGCGUCGUUGGCGACUUAUCAGCACACUGUGGUGGCCAGUCACUUCCAGCGCAGUUCUCCCGUCCUUGUACCGACAUCGUUUUACUUUCCGGAGGACACGAGUACCACGCACAAGUGGGACCAGUUCAUGUGGGGCGAGGCGUUACUUGUCGGUCUGGUCACCCUUCCAGGUGUCUCACAAGUCUCAAUGAGGCUACCAGGCGAUGUUUCUUGGAGGCAUUUGCUUGGCGGCGCCGAAGCCGCGUCGGUCACCAAUGGUACCGUACCCAUUACCGCCACCAUGGGAGACCUGAUCAUCCUCGUUCGACCUGGAUAUAUAGUCGCCAUCCACGAGGACGUGAGCAACACGACGUUGGUUACCAUGGCGAGCAACGUCACACUUGCGGUGAAUUUGGAAUGUGCAAACGAGGAUUGUUCAGCCAGCGGUGAGAUUUGGUACGGAGUGGACGACGGCGAGUACUUGAGUCUUGGAGUGAAUAGCACUCAUCUCGUGCUUGGGAACGUCAACGGUGUUCAAAACUACGCCUGUAAUGCAGACGAUAAUUCGACAACGGUACAGUCUACGUUCAUAGAAACUGUGCAGAUACUUGGAAACUCGUCGUACCAAGUUCAGACGGAAUUAUGCGACCUUCAGGACAACGUGUUCUCAAUUAGUCUUGUGUAAUCAGCGCGUCAGCUUCUUAUUAAUGUACGUGUCUAACUUUAUAAAGCGUUUGUGUUAAUGAGCUGCCGCAUCGUCUAAUCCAUGACGUUUAUAAGUGUUGAAAUGUAUAACAACAUGGUUGUUGGAAACUAAUUUCAGGGGAUUUGUCAGGCAAUUCAACAUUCACGUCCGAGAUAAUCUCUCAUACGUGAAAAUUGAACAAACAAUUUUUAAUGCCUUUUUCGAAUUGAAAUAUAAUAUGGUCAAUCUAGCCCUAGGAAACUGUUCAAAAAUAAACUUUUUCUACUUGAA
Messenger RNA from Neodiprion fabricii, 3303 nucleotides. RefSeq names its product lysosomal alpha-glucosidase-like. Gene Ontology annotation, molecular function: alpha-glucosidase activity. Lineage: Eukaryota; Metazoa; Arthropoda; Insecta; Hymenoptera; Diprionidae. Gene Ontology annotation, biological process: N-glycan processing; carbohydrate metabolic process. The record is from RefSeq and is a predicted model, not a curated record. Bases 256 to 3012 code for a protein of 918 amino acids. The transcript is spliced from 11 exons.